CGCCUCAACUAGUGCGGUUGAUAUUGUUUGUAUGGAUUUCUAUGGAUGUACGCUCAUUACAUCAACUCCGGAUCGCCUCGCUCGCAAGUUGCCCACGCGCGGGCGGCGAGUGGACCACUUGGUGACAACUCGCAACUCGCAUGCUUGCCGCACGUUGAUCGCGCGUUGCCGACGAGUGGACCGCGCGCUGCCUGCCAGUGAUUCACUCGAGGGCGAUGCGUUGGCGAUGCGCCGCUCCCCACCCUCCCUUCAUUCCCAGCCUUUCUUUCGAACGAAGCGGACGUAUCGUUUUUACUUUUAAAAUGAAUAAAGAAAAACUUAUCGAAGAAGUUCGUAAAUAUACUUUAUUAUAUGAUCUAAGUGACUCGAAGUACAGUGACAAUGUAAAAAAGGAAGAAGCAUGGACAGAAAUAAGCAACACCUUAGCGGUAACAGUACCAAUGUGCAAGAAAACGUGGUCCAAUUUAAGGGAAGCUCAUCGUAGGGCUAUUAAGAAAAAAAAUACCAAAAGCGGUCAAGCAGCAGUCUCAGUUAAAAAAUGGCAAUUCGAGGAUGAAAUGAAUUUUUUGACACCCUUUUAUAAAGAAAGAGCAACUGUAUCUUCACUACUCAGAGAUAGUGAUGAUACAGAAAGUACCGUCAAUGAAGAUUCGCAGUUGUCUGCUCCCGAUUGCCAAUCGGAUAUUUCAAUAAUAGAAGAUCGUCCAACAUUAUCUGAGUCCUCUACAAAGAAAUCCAAGUUUUCAAAUAUAAAAAAGCCCAGAGUACUUGACGAAGACAGAUCUUCUGCAUCGUCAUUGUUAAUGAAAUAUAUAUUAAAAGAAAAAGAUGAAAAAAAUGAAGAUGAUAUUGACAAAUUUUUUUAUGGUAUAGCUGCAACGGUGAAGAAAUUUAAUGAAUACAACAAAGCAAUUAUGAAAUCUCAAAUUUUUAAUAUUGUUUCGCAAAUGGAACUCCGAGAAAUCAAUGAAAAAGGAAAUAAUUACUACGACAGUAAUAAUUAUUCAACGCCAGGACCUUCGGGAAAUUAUUUAACAGCAGGCCCUUCUGGAUACAGUACUACAACGAAUUAUGAUACAGAAAGGAAUGCCACAGAGGUGAACACACCAGUCUUGACUAAUACUGAAAAAAAUUUACCUCAUUUUUAAAUACUGAAAAAGAUUUACCUGAUUUUUAAAAAUGUGAUUAGUAAGUACUUAAUUAGUGACAAAAUUAUGUCAAUAUUACGAAAAUAAAGGUUGAUUUAAGAUACUCUUACAUUGUUUUACUUAUACACACAUACAUACUUACAUAUAUACCGGUCAAAAACUAAAUUGUUAUUAAAAUGACACAUGGAUCAUACCAAGAGGUAAAAAAAACUAAAGUAAUAACUUUAUUUACUUACUUUAAAGUCACAGCCAAUUUCUCUUCGGGUGUGAUCGCUUCUCUGAAUCUUGUGUUUUGCUUAGAUAUGGAGUCUUCAAUAUGAGACAGUAUGUUAUAAAACACACUUUGCGGCAUAUGAUAGUAGGAAAAAAAUUUUUUCUCGUCGGCUAGCAAAUGCCUACGAGCUGUCCAAUAUUCGCCCUCUUUUUUUCUUUGUUUAAACAUUUCGUGCACCCAAUAAGCUUUCCUUUUUCUCUUGGGUCUUUCAUUUUCUUCUGCAUCAAGCGCUACAGCUAUGAGUGCCAAUUCACGGUUUGUAAAAUUUAACAUUAUGAAGCGCACGUGUAGACGUAGUGCCAAUUGUUAACAGACUACACGAAAAUUCCUGGACUAACCGGUCUCCAGUGGUAGACCACGCGGCGUCCACCAGCGGCCAGCGCGGGGUCCACUGGGUGACGAUGCGAGGUCCACUGGUUGACCGCGCGACGUUUAUUGGUGAUAACACGGUGUCCACCCGUGGACCACCUGUCGACAACGAGUUGACGCCGUGCGACGAGGCGGUGCGGAGUGGGUGCCGGGUGGCUCUAAUGAGCUAUGACCUUUAAAGUCACUUACUAUCCCAAGACUUGAGCUGUGUGGUGCUUAUGUAGGUGCUAAAUUGUAUAAACAUAUUGUAGAUUCGUUGAGAUUGUCCUUCACUAAAACUUACUUCUGGACUGACUCGACUAUCGUACUAGGAUGGUUACAAAUGUCUCCACAUUUAUUAAAAACAUUUGUUCAAACUCGUGUAGCAAAAAUUAAAAACAUAACAGAGGAGUCUGAGUGGCUACAUGUACCUAGUAAAGACAAUCCAGCAGAUUUAUUGUCCAGAGGCGUUUAUUUAAAUUUAUUAAUUGAUAAUAAUUUGUGGUGGAACGGACCGUAUUUUUUACAGUCUCGUGAAUUCAGUUUAGAUUUUAUACGUGAUAAUAAUGAGUCGGUAGAAUUAAAUGAUUUGCCUGAGUUAAAGCCUCCUACUAAAGUUAGCUUUGUUUGCAUUCCAGUCGAGAACGAUUUAUUUGAAUUCAAAAGAUAUUCGUCAUAUAUUAAACUUUUACGCAUAGGUGCAUUUGUUUUGAGAUUUAUAGAUAACAUUCGCAGCCGACAUCAGAGCGUCUCAAAACAACAAACCGGUUUUCUAACCACGGACGAGCUGCGUGCAUCACAGGCAUUGCUAGUAAAGUGUGCACAACGCGAAUCGUUCCCGGACGUUUAUGACAAUUUAUUGAAUAAUACGACUGUAAAAACAAAUAAAUCGCAAUGGAAUCGUUUAUCAGGUCUUAAUUUGUUUUUAGAUGAUCGUAAAGUAAUUAGAGUCGGUGGUAGGCUGUCAAAUUCGUCUGAUUUCAACUACGAUAAGAAACAUCCAGUGUUGUUAUGUAAUAAACAUUAUUUUACGUUACUGUUGGUUAGAUACGAGCAUAGACGUUUACUUCAUGCCGGUCCACAGCUGCUAUUGUCUUCACUGCGCGAGUGUUGGUGGCCACUGAGUGCUAGGAACUUAGUAAAGAAAAUAGUUCGUGAGUGUGUUACGUGUGCGCGAAUAAAAGGCAAAAUGUUAUCUCCUAUAAUGGGAAAUUUGCCAUCUGAGCGAUUGGAUGGUGGAUUUCCAUUUAUUACAACCGGCUGUGAUUAUUGUGGGCCACUGUUCAUACUGAACCGGAAGGGCAGAGGAGCCCAGUUAACUAAAGCGUACGUUUGUUUAUUUAUUUGUUUUCUUACUAGAGCUAUACACUUGGAACUUGUUACCAGUCUCACUACUGACGAUUAUAUUUUAGCUCUAAAGCGUUUUAUUAGUAGAAGAGGUAAACCUGAUACUAUUUACUCUGAUAAUGGGAGAAAUUUUGUAGGUGCAGAGAAAGAAUUCCCUAAAAUUUUGAGUGAAAAUUCGGAUAAAAUUAUAAAUUAUUCUACAAGUAAUGGAAUAAAUUUUAAGUACAUUGCUCCGUUUAGUCCCCACCAAGGCGGGCUGUGGGAAAGUGGGGUAAGGUUAUUUAAGUAUCAUUUUAGACGCAUUGUAGGCAACGCGAAACUAACUUAUGAGGAGUUUAGCACAGUUUUGACACAAAUCGAGGCUGUCCUCAACUCCCGUCCUAUGUCUCCUCUUUCCUCAGACCCUUAUGACUUCAACCCGCUAACGCCUGGUCAUUUCCUUAUUGGCCGGCCGUUGACUGCUCCUGCUAGCACCGACGACGUAGCAGCUGCGACAUCUACGACUCCGGCGCUCAACCGAUAUCGACGCAUCGAGCAAAUUCGUUUACAUUUCUGGCAACGAUGGUCGAAAGAGUACAUAGCUGAGCUCCAGACGCGGACUAAAUGGAAGACGAAUAAAAACGAUAUUGCCAUGGACAGCAUGGUCCUUAUAAAGGAUGAUAACCAGCCGCCUCUGAAGUGGAAAUUGGGACGGAUCGUGAAGACUUAUCCUGGUGCGGACGGAGUUUCUCGUGUUGCUGACAUACGGACGGCUACAGGAAUAAUAAGAAGAUCGUUCUCCAAGAUCUGCCCGUUGCCGCUGCAGCCCGAGAGUUGAAUAAAUCCAGAAGACGUCAUACUUUGGAAGUCGGAGUCUUCCAAGGCCGGGGGCAUGUUUAUGAUACCACUAUCGCCAUCUAUGAGUGAGAAGUCGGCAACUUUUUCAUCGAUCAUCAGUUGUACGCGCCCCACCACUGGUAGAUCUCUCUAGAAAAACUGUCUCGUCCACGCGCGCUUGAGAUAGCACAAAUUUAAUAUAAUUAUUCUGUUUUACUGUAAAUCUUUCCAAUAAACGUAUUUUAAUCGUCUAAUAAAA
Messenger RNA from Plodia interpunctella (Indianmeal moth), 4192 nucleotides. Its product is annotated as transcription factor Adf-1-like. Bases 216 to 1148 code for a protein of 310 amino acids. The transcript has 2 exons. The record is from RefSeq and is a predicted model, not a curated record. NCBI's taxonomy places the organism in Eukaryota, Metazoa, Arthropoda, Insecta, Lepidoptera, Pyralidae.